Molecule: messenger RNA, 1095 nt
Organism: Chinchilla lanigera (long-tailed chinchilla)
Lineage: Eukaryota; Metazoa; Chordata; Mammalia; Rodentia; Chinchillidae
Gene: Tmem225b
Exons: 5
Coding region: 258-947 (229 amino acids)
Biological process (GO): negative regulation of phosphatase activity
Source: RefSeq, a predicted model, not a curated record
UCCUUUCCCUCUAGGUAUACCUGUUAUUUAGUGCGGUGUCUGCUGCGGGUCCUUUCCAGGCACAUCGCGGGGCCCCUUUCAACAAUCCAACAGGUUUACGGGGUGUUGCUAGUUGCAGUUUAUAAAUGAGAAAACUAGGACCCAGGAAGAAGUGACUUACCCAAAAUAAUCCUGCAGGAUGAUGGCAGAGCUGGAAUUCGAAUUCAGACCCCACCAGCUCUAACUCCAACUCCUACCGGUCUGUGAGCGAGGCCAAUAUGGCGAACCAACGUGCGGAUGUGAUGCUGACUUUUGAGGACAAAGCCAUGAAGAGAUUCACCUGGGCCAUUGCCCCGGCCUUGGCCUCCCUGGGCUACCUGUUCAUACUGGUGGUCUCCAUCUUUCCCUUCUGGGUACGUCUGGUGGAUGAGGAGUCCCAUGAAGUGUUUUUCAGUGGCCUGUUUGAGAACUGUUUCCAUAUCAAAUGCUCGAAGCCUCGACCCUUAUCCAUUUACAUCUUCCUCGGCCGGAUCUUCCUACUCUCUGCAGUUGUCUUGGCUUUCCUUACCACCUUCUUCAUGGUGUCCUUUGCAUCUGACCUCUUCUGGAGGAUCCGGAGGCCCAAUGUCCUGUCAGCCUUCACCAGCUUCCUCACAGGAACCUGUGCCUCCCUGGCCUUGUUGCUGCAUGCCUUGGAGAUCCGGGAUCUGAGAAUGAAGCCCAGCGCCCCACAGUUCUCCGUGCAGUGGCCGUACUACAUGCUGGGCGUCGGCGUCCUUCUGUUCCUACUGGCUGGUGCCAUCUGCCUGUCUCAAGAAGCAAGCUGCCAUAGCUGCCAUAUGUUGCCCCUUUUCCAGAGUCCCGAGGAGGCCCAGGGCAUCUCACACCUGGACAGGCUGGAGAGUUUGGGAGGAGGACUGAACUUAGUACAAAAGGGGAUGCUGCUGCAGGAAGAAACAGUUAUCUAGCGCAGGAUAUUGUUUCUCUACCUGUCCUCCAGCUGUGUGAAGGCAUGCUUAUUGAUUCUGAGUGUCAUGUCAGCCCUCCAUGUCCCCGUGCACAGCAAUUCAGGCCUGCUUGUAUUUGAAAUGUAUUAAAAAUUCUUAGUUCUUUCAA